AUGUUCGUCAAGUCACUACUCAACAAACCUGAAAUUGACAUUUGGAACAAACUCGGUACAAUCGCAAUCAUUGUGAAUGGGCGGGACGAAAUCCAACGAGCGGCGGCCAUACGUUUCGACCCACAAUGUGAUGAGGAUAUCAUAACCACGGCGUACCUGAGAGAGAAUUUUGGCUUGACGUUUGAUACCACCACUGGCAAAUUUUUGGCCUACGGCAUUACGGGUAGAGAAGAGUACCAAAGUAUUGCCAUCCAGGAACUCCGAUGGUGGACGUCAAAUUCUCUACGUUUCCACGGCUCGAAAUGUCAUGUCGUAGACUCGGAGUUGUUCGAUAUCAUCAUCGGAAAGAAGACGAUCGAUAGACUUGGGCUCUACAAGGUCAGACGUGGGAUGAUCGCUGCAUUCAUUAGCCGGCAGCCCAGUAUCAACAAAGACACCAGCGCCGCGGAUCAGAGGAAGGCGGAUGAACGACGCGAAAAGGAACGCAAGGACAAAGACGAACGUGAUCGAAAGAAGAAAGAAGAACGCUUGCGCAAGAGGGACGAGGGAUAG
Molecule: messenger RNA, 552 nt
Organism: Parastagonospora nodorum SN15
Lineage: Eukaryota; Fungi; Ascomycota; Dothideomycetes; Pleosporales; Phaeosphaeriaceae
Exons: 2
Coding region: 1-552 (183 amino acids)
Source: RefSeq, a predicted model, not a curated record